Molecule: messenger RNA, 1549 nt
Organism: Danio rerio (zebrafish)
Lineage: Eukaryota; Metazoa; Chordata; Actinopteri; Cypriniformes; Danionidae
Source: RefSeq, a predicted model, not a curated record
CAGUGAAAGACAAAGACAGAGUUUAUUAAAGGACAGAGAGAAGAUGAGUGAUCCAGAACCCUGCAGAAUUAAACAGGAAGAGACUGAAGAACUAAUAGAUGUGAUGGUGAAGGAGGAGAGUAAAGAAGUGAGUGAAGAUGAGGAGAAACAUCAUGUCAAAAGUGAAAGCGAAACUCAAACAAAUGCAGAAGACCUUAUCUUAAUGGAAAGAACAGCAGUAAAAGGUUUAACCUGCAUUCAGUGUGGAAAGAGUUUCAAGUGCAAACAGAAUCUUAAGUUUCACAUGCUGAUCCACACUGGAGAGAAACCACACGGAUGCGAUCGGUGCGACAAAACGUUUUCUAGGGCUUCACAGCUGAAGAAACAUCUUAGAGUUCAUACGAAAGAGAUGCUUUGCUUAUGUCUUUUAUGUGGAAAGAGUUUUUCACAGCGGUCACAUUUAAAAGCGCACCAGAAGAUCCACACUGGCGUGAAAGAGCAUGCGUGCUUCGAGUGUGAGAAGACGUUUUUUACAUCUGGAGACUUGAAAAAGCACCAGAGGAUUCACACCGGAGAGAAACCAUUUGUGUGUUCGCACUGCAACCAAACAUUCAGACAUUCAGGAAAUCUGAAAACACACGAGAGGACGCACACUAGAGAGAAACCGUUCAUGUGUACUCAGUGUGGGAAGAGUUUCACACAGUCGUCGCACCUUAAUUCACACAAGCUGCUCCACACUGGAGAGAAAACACACAAGUGUGAUCAGUGCAGCAAGACAUUUUUGAGGCCGUCAGAGCUGAAGAUCCAUCUCAGAGUUCAUACAGAAGAAAAGCCUUAUUCGUGCUUUGAGUGUGGGAAGAGUUUUACACAUCCGUCAUAUUUAAGUGAACAUCAGAAGAUCCACACUGGUGUGAGAGAGUUUGUCUGCUUUGACUGUGGGAAGAGUUUUAUUAAAGCUGGAAACUUGAAACGACACCAGAUGAUCCACACUGGAGAGAAACCGUACAAGUGUUCACAGAGCAUUCACGUGGAUUAAAGUUCUCCAUCGCUAUGAUGGAUUAACAUCAAUGGGCUAUAUGCACAGCUAGUGCUUUUCAGCUACCGAUAAACUUCUGGCGUCUCAUGUAUCAACGCUGCGUACGCACAAAAACUUUGCGUACGUCAGAUAACACUCACGUUUGGAUUUACUAACGAUGAAAUUAAUGUGAAAAUGUGCGCUGGUACACGCCAACUUCAUGUCUGGCGUAUGUGCAUUUCUUGUGUGUUUGUUUUAUUUCCAAUGGCGACUCCUAGAGGCAGUUGUGUUAAAUUGCACACUACAAAUUAUCUUUUGAGCCGUGCAGUGGCAGCUGUAUGGGAUGGGAUCAACCGCAUGUCUAGCAGGUAUAUAAAGUUUCCAUACCAUGCAGUUGACAAGCCAAAUAUUAAAGUGCAAUUUGCAGCGAUCGCCGGUUUUCCCAAUGUAAUCAAAUUGAUCGACUGCACGCACAUUGCUAUAAAGGCGCCAUCUGAAUACAAAUUAGCAUACGUGAAUCAGAAACAUUUCCAUUCAAUAAAUGUGCAAAUAAUA